AAGAGCAGCAGCAACAAACAAGGAGGCAGGAGUUCAAAGUUAGCAACGGGUUGCACAACUUCGACGCUGGGUGACUAUUAACAAGCUGGAGUAGUAGCAGCAGCAGCAGGAACAGCCAGCGAGACAGCAACGCGCCAGCCAGCCAGCCAGAGCUUUCUUCUGGGACCUGUUUGAUGAUCUCCUCCUGCCUUUGGGACCUACCAUGGCUCCUUUUGGAAGGAAUCUCUUAAAGACCCGGCACAAAAAUAGGUAAGGAGUUGUUUGGAGAUUCUCUUUCUUGAACCUGUUUGAUUCACACACAGCCGAGCUUUCUCCUGGAAGACGAUCAUCCGAAGAUUAACUCGUCGGGGGAAGGUGCCUAUAUAAACUCAAGACGGGUGUGCGUCUCUUUCUCCCCCUUUUUGCACUUUCCCCAUGCCUAUGAGUUGGCUUCUCCAACCAUGGCUUUUCAAUAGGAAAAUUCCACCCCACUCUUAUCCCUCCCCUCCCCCCUUUAUAAAAAGGUGCUUGUAAGCACUCGGAUACUGGAGCACUGCACGACUUUACUACUACUACUACUACUACUACUACUACUACUGCAAACUGAACGUGUGAAAAAAUGUCCGGGAAAAUUCCAGGGUGGGAUGAAAACGUCCUGGUUAGGAGUGGGAACUAAACACAAACGUUACAGCGCCCCUUAUCUGGAAGCUGAUAAGUUUCUGCGCGCACUAGUUAGCUGGCUGCAAACAGCGGGGACUCGCUCGUUCAUUGAAAGGGGCGGCUCAUGUUUUUCGUGUCCCACCUAAACUUUGCCCAACGUUUGCCUGAAAGCUCUCAGGAAUCCACUCUCGCUUCUCAGCAGGCUACAUUCGCUUUUCAGUGUAAGUUUUGUACUGUAAAGAGAAGUUUGUUGUGUUUGGCGGGCUGGAUGAUGGUUUGUUUGUUUUUAGUUUUUGGGGUUUUAAUCUGUUCUGAGCGCAGAGUUUGGGAUCUAUGAUUCCUCAUUCAUCAUUUAAAUUUCUGUUACCAUUUUUUUACUGGGGAUAAGAGUUGGUUCGUUUGGAAUAGCCUAGUCUGUCCUAACAAGGGCAGUACUUCAUGUUCCCCUCCCUCAUAUUUCCAGGGCUCCUAUCUGCCCCCCUACCCCCAAUAGCCACACUUGCUUCUACAUGUUCUUUCCAAUACUGUAAAGAGAAAAUUGCAUGCUCCAGAAUUGUGUAAUUAUUUUUAACUGCUGGUGUGGCUUUACAUCUUAAGUGUAAGUUUCCUUGGAGCGAACAUGAUAUUUUUUUUCUGUCGCUUUGGCAAUUACAGUGACCUUGAACUUGAGAUGGAAUAGCUAAAGUGCCUAUUGUUGCACUGGUUUGUGUCCUCCUUGUUUCUGUAAUUAUUAUUUAAGUUCUAUUGGGAGGUUUUCUAUUUUAUUUUAUUAAAAAACCAUGUUGUAUAGUCCCCCCCCAAGUGAAUGCUGUGAUCUCUCUCCCCCCCCCAACCCCAUAUGUGUUAAUUGGUUUCAUUUACAUUUGUGUGCCUUGGCCUCUUUAGGACCGUGGUCACAUUCUAUGAUAAGGCCAAUAAUCUUCAAUAAUCUCUCUCUGCCUCUAUCUGUAUAUUAUCAGUGGUUAUCAUUCACAAGUGGAGGCAAAAAUAAAUGAGCAUGUCUCUGUGUUUGAGAACAAUGAUUUGUUCAUGAGUUUUCUGUUAAUGUUAGAAAAUGAUAGCUGCUUUAGAUUGCAAAGGCUAUGUAGGAUUUCCUUAUGAGCAAAUAUGCAUAGAAUUGCAGUGUAAGAAGCUAAUCUAAAACUCUACAGUGAGCUGCGAUGGUGGUGGGCAGAUGUAUGCAGAAAGUUUCAGAGGCCUACACUUGGAUAUAUUCCUUUCCAAUUAAAUUACAAACAAGUGACACAUUUUUAGAAGUUUUGUGGGGAGUUUUGUGGGAUGGCAUUGGGGACUGCAGCCUUUGUUUUCCUCGAAAAUUAGUGUUAGUCCCAAAAUCUGCUGUGGUUCUAUCACGUUCUCGUUGAACCAUGGGGUAGGGCUGGAGGGUAAGUCUUGGCACAAUAACAAAGGGCAAAAUCUGGAAAGUAAACAAAGGCACCCUUUCUUGCACUACAGUACUGGAACCAGAGGACAAUUGUCUACAGCUUGCUCCUGGUAGAGAUCUGUGUCUGAUAAUUUAAUGGCUGCCAAGAGAGAUGGAAAACGGAUGUUUUGUAAAUCUGAAAAGUUGCGAUGAGAUAGGAAUCAUUUCCCUGAGUAGUUGCUGCCUUUUCAAACCUAAGUAAAAUCUUGCCCUAAGUAGGAUCUGUCCAUCAAAGUUUUAAUUGGUAUAUAGAACAGUAAGCUUGGAAAUAGAUUUUCCUUUUUCUUUUUGUCCCUGGCUCUGCUACUUUUGAACAAAUAGUGCCAGCUAGUCCUUGUGGUUUGGUACAUGCAAGUACUCAUAAUGCACUCAUUUGUAAUCCACAGAAGUGUUGUGAGGCCCAUUGUUUCCAGUUCUGGGGAACUCAAUAGACAUCUCAUAACUCCACAUGAAUGUCCAUAGAAAUACAUUUGAAAUUAUUAACAACUAUCCAAGAAAUAGUUUUUAAGCCCCACAGAGUUACAUGAGUGCCAUCCAUAUUUUAUCUCUGAUUUCUCAUCCUAUUCUAACAUGCUUGUAUAUUAAAAAGUUCCAUUCAUCUAAAUGACUUCAGUGAAGUUUAGGCAGGAGUUCUAAGCAUCCUUACAUUUCUAGUACAGUGGUACCUCGGGUUGCAGAUGCUUCAAGUUACAGACUCCGUUAACCCAGACAUAGUACCUCGGGUUAAGAACUUUGCUUCAGGAUGAGAACAGAAAUCGUGCAGCAACAGGGGGAGGCCCCAUUAGCUAAACUGGUACCUCAGGUUAAGAACAGUUUCAGAUUAAGAACAGACCACCAGAACGAAUUAAGUUCUUAACCAGAGGUACCACUGUAUGUAUGUUUCAGUUUACUCAGUCAAGCAAAGAUGAUGAUGAUUUAUUCAAUUUCUGUACAACCCUUCAUUUGAAAGCCACAGGGCAGUUUACAACAUGAAAACACAAAAAUACAUACCAUAAUAACAAACAAAAACAGUGACACCCCCCCCACACACAGUUAAAUGGCAAUAUAUUGUUUAAUUAGCCAAAGAGGUCAAUAUUAUUUGAAGCAAAUGGAAGCAGAGUUUUCCGGUUGAGAGCAAAUGGUCCUUUUAUUCAGUUUCUAACAAUGGUCAGUGUGGUGUAAUGGUUAGAGUGUUGGACUAUGACCUGGAAGAGACCAGGGUUCAAAUCCCCCCUCAGCCAUGAAGCUCACUGGAUGUGACUUUGGGCCAAUUACUGCUUUAUUAUGGGACGUGGGUGGCGCUGUGGGUUAAACCACAGAGCCUAGGACUUGCCAAUCAGAACGUCGUGGUUCGAAUCCCCGGGAUGGGUGAGCUCCCGUUGCUCGGUCCCUGCUCCUGCCAACCGAUCAGUUUGAAAGCAUGUCAAAGUGCAAGUAGAUAAAUAGGUACCGCUCCGGUGGGAAGGUAAACGGCGUUUCCGUGCGCUGCUCUGGUUUGUCAGAAGCAGCUUAGUCAUGCUGGCCACAUGACCCAGAAGCUCCCUCGGCCAAUAAAGUGAGAUGAGCACCGAAACCCUAGAGUCGGUCACGACUGGACCUAAUGGUCAGGGGUCCUUUACCUAACAGUGGUCAGAAACAUCCUCUUGAAAAGGAAGAAUACAGGGCAGAAGACACUGACUUAUAUUGAGUCAGAUCAUUUGGUCUAUAUAGAUAAAUUCUGACAACACUGCCUGGCAGUGGCUCUCCAGGAUUUCACGCAGGGAUCCCUCCCAGACCUACUUGGAGAUGCAAGCAGGAUAAAAUGUCCUUUGGGGGUGAUGGUGGUGGGUGACAGGCCAUGUUCUACGAGGAAGGUGGAAGCAGUUGUAUAUAUUUAAAAGAGGCAACAAAGAGGCUGUUUUCAAAUAUUUGAAGGACUGCCACAUGGGGGAUGCAGCAAACUUGCCUUCUGUUGCUCAAGACGGUAGAACUUACACCAACAGUUUCAAAUUACAAGAAAGAGGGUUUUGAGUAAAUAUUAGAAAGAAUUUUCUGAUUAUAUGAGGUGUUCGGCAAUGGAACAAGCCACCCUGGAAGGAUCAACUUUCAUUUGAGGUUUUCAUGCAGAAGCUGGAUGGUAACCUUUCUGGGAUGCUGUGGCAGCAGAUUUGACUAGAUGACCAUUGACAUUCCUAUGAUUCUAUGAAGGCAACAUAUUUUCCCUGAUAUGUGGUCUCACGACACCUGGUGUUCAGCAAUGUACUCUCUAUGAUCACAGGGAUCCAUUUAGUUAUAAUGUCUAAUACAGACAAUAUUUUUGUCACCACAAGUGAUGGGGGGAACUAAGGACAAUUUUGUGCUUAGUCAAAAGAAUGGCAUUUUUCCUGCUGCUUGUUUAGAAUUUUCAGCACUGUAUUCCAAUGUGUGCUGAAGAUGGUAGAGGCAUAGUCACAUCAUACAGAAAGAGGAUAAAGGAUCCACAGAGUACUGCACCACCUGGAAACUAUGUAUACCCAAAUGAAGAAUUGAGUUUGGGGCAGAUCAUUUGGGGGGAGUUACAGUUUGAGUUACUGUGAUUGUUGUGGCCAUUGGCCUUAUGUGAAAGCAAUGAUCAUUUCCACGUUUUGAAUGUAUAAUUUGGCAAACACAUGCACUUUCAUACUUGCUGCACUUCUAGAAGGCUUGGGUGGAUGCAGUGGCCCAUAACUAGAGCUCUUUCAGAAAAGAGGAGUGAUCAUUUCAAUGCGACCAGUGCCAGUUUGCCAUUGCAUCAAAUAGAUUGGUAGCAAAUAGGUUUUCACCUUCCCCAGAAGUGUGUGGCAAUGUGGCAUGGCCAGCAUGUUUGAUCCAUUGGGGCUUGCCUUCCUGAAUGUGUUCCUUACCCUGAAGGCUGUGCUGGUCAUCUGUAUCUCUGGCUGUCUCCUUCUGCCUUGCUGUAAUCUGGAUGAUGACAGGCUGCAUUCUCCUCUUCUUGUAAGGAGCUAAUCUUUUAGGAAUGUUUUGAUUGCAGAGGAGGAUACCUUAGCAGAGGGGGAUUGCACACUAGAACAUUAUAUUGUGUGUGUUUUUCAACAUAUUAUAGAUACCUACUCUGUCUUUAUUAUACAUAUAGAUAAUACAACAAGUUUCUUUUAAAAAAUCUCUAUGUGAGUCACAAUCCUAAAAUUUAAAUAUAUUGUUCGUGCAAAUUUUGCUAACCUGGUAGGGGAUAAAGUAUAAAUAUCAAUGACUGACCAAAGUGAAAGUUUAUGAUUGUGCUAUAAACAAUUUUCAGCUAUAAACUUAAAAAAAAAUGCAUAGAAAUGUGUGGCUGCUUUUUCAGUGUAGAUCUGCAAACAACAAAGUCAGGUCUAGCAAGCUACAUUUUUAAAAAUAAUAAUAGUAGUAGUACAAGCAAGCAUAACCAUUUUGCCAUCUCUUAAAUAUGUUAAAGACAAACCACCACUCUCACAUACCCUUUAUAACGGGUUAUAAAGGAAAGUUACAUUCGUAACUUUACCCACAAAAAGAUUCUGGUCCUACAGCUUAGCCUGCUCUACAGCUUAGCCAGUUUAAAGUCCAUGGGUAGGCAAACUAAGGCCUGGGGGUUGGAUCCGGCCCAAUCGCCUUCUACAUCCAGCCCGUGGACGGUCCCAGGAAUCAGUGUGUUUUUACAUGAGUAGAAUGUAUCCUUUUAUUUAAAAUGCAUCUCUGGGUUAUUUGUGGGGCAUAGGAAUUUGUUCAUAUAUUUUUUUUCAAAAUAUAGUCUGGCCCCCCACAAGGUCUGAGGGACAGUGGACUGCUGAAAACAUUUGCUGACCCGUGGCUUAAACCAUUAAUAUAUUCAUAAAUUUCAUCCACUGUAGCCAAAAGGGGAGAAAGUUAAAGCUGUUUUUAGAUUCUCCAUGAUAGUGAACGGGGUAGCACAGAGCUUCAUUCUAUAGAGAGAGGCUCAGAACCUUAAACAUUGACUGGAUUCAUUAGAACACAGCGUGGUUGGAACUCAGAAAUCGAUCUUUCUUUUUAAUGCACAGAUACGAGGUGACUUUUGGUCCUCCUUAUACUGUACACUGCUACUAUGUAGCAUCCUUGUAUGCUGCUACCAUGUAGCCAAAACAGGGCCAUUGAGAAGCAAGAGGGAGGUAUCAGUAUGCUCAGAGGGAACACCAAUAUUUGUUCAAGGGCAUCUUACACAGGAUAGACAGGCACUGGAGGCUGAGAGGAAGGGAGGAAGCGGGAGGCUGCCUACAAGCACAUUUACUUGCACGCUUGCUGUUAUCAAUUUAUUUAGUACAUUUUUUAUAGCUCAGUGCUGCACACAUGCUUGUCUCACCCUGCCACGAUUUGAUCCUUACAAUGAUUCUGUGAAGUGGUUAAGCUAAGAGUUGGUGAUUGGCCUGAGCUAAUCCUGCAAGCCUCGUGGGACAAUAGGGAUUUGAAUCCAAGCUUCGUUGGUCUUAGUCUAUCACUCUAACCCAGAUUUCCCCACUUGACCAUUGUCCAUGCUGACUGAGGUUGAGGAGUGUUGUUGCCCAGUAACAUCUGAAGGACAUCAGGUUGGAGAAGGUUGCUCUAACUAUACUUCAAUUUCUCUCAUUGCACACAUAUGCAGUCACAGAAGAGAAAGGGGGGAGGGAAUAGUGCCUUUUACAGGUUAGGCUAUCUUUGCAACAAGCUGUUAUGCCAGUUAUCCUAGGACAAGUCUGGGGUACCUGAAGCCCUCCAUAUGUUGCCAAUCAACUCCUGUCAGGUUGUUUGGGGAUGAUAUCCAACAAUAUCUGUAGGCCCACAAGCUUACCAUUUCUUUUUAAGGGGAAAACCAACACAGCUUUAUUACAGCCAUCUCUUUCUUAAAUUCACAAUAGAUAUGCUGUUAUUAUUCAACAUUCUGAGAUAAAAGUAGUACUGAAUGUUUUGUGAAUGUGAUUCUUAUCCACACAAACUUGUGAAAUCCUCCACUUAACAGAAGCCCAAAAUAUAUGUUCCAAAUUUGUGCAUAGAAAGAUAGACAAAUGCUGGCAACUGGUGAUAAACUUCCAUGCAUCUGAUGAGGUGGGCUCUAGUCCAUUAAAGCUCAUGCCACAAUAGUUCUACUAAUCUUUAAGGCACCAUAAAACUCUUCUUGCAUUAACAUGAAUACAUGGAAGGGCUGCAGGAUUGGGUCCAUUUUCCUUACUCACAGCAUGCAUUCAGCAUAACUUAUGUGUCCACAUGCUCUCAGCCCUAUAUGAGUAUUUAUCAAUGUAUAUUCUUUAACCCAAUCUUCCUCUUUCUCUGGCUUAGGUAGUAUUACAUAUAAUACCAUUAGUCAUGCAAUCUACUCCACUAGAAAGAAAUUGUUGCCUGCUUUCCAAAAGCAGUCGAUCAUUAACAAUUAAGGCACAAAUACUUGUGCUUUCUUUGCCACCGAGAGAAAACUCUUUCUGACGCUUAAAUCAGUAAGUACCCAGGAAUUGCUAAGAAAUGCUUGCCAGCGAGCAAUCUGAUCCAGUACGUGCUUGCUCAGAAGUCAUCCAAACAGCAUACUAACAGGACCAUAUGCCUGCCAUCACAUCAUAUUAAUUCUGCAUUUUCCUAGUAACCUUUAAUUAAAGAAAGCAGACAGGCGUCAUUGUCCCUGCCAAAUGGCAACCAAUGCAGUGAAGCAGAGGUGGGGAAACUGACUCUGAGUUCCAAAGUUGUAGCCAUUAUAAAGAUUCUUCAGAGGAAUGCAGAGUGUACACCCAUACUCUCUGUUUGCAAAUCUGAGACAUUCUCUUUCAGUGAUCCCUGUCAAACCUACAUAUUGUGGAUUCACAGACUCUUGCACACAUAGGUUAUACCAGAUGUGGUUGAGCCAGCAGGUACAAUUCCACUCCCCUCUUUCUGCAUGCAUGUGAAAACACACAGGAAGCUUUCUCAUAUCAAGUCAGACCAUUGCUCUAUCAAACUCAAUACUGUCUCCACUGACUGGCAGUGGCUGUCUGGGGUUUCAUACAGAAGUCUUUCUCUACCAUCCUUACAGGGAUUCCAUUUAUUUAUUUCACAAAAAUUUCUAUACCACUUGAUUUAGUUAAGAAACAACCCCCACUUAAAGUGGUUUACAAAAAAAUGAAACCAUUACAUUAGCAAUAAGAAGAAUUAACAACAAUAAUGCAAAACAUCCAAAAAAUUAAAACAGCAAUAGACCAAAAACAGAUUAAAACUUGCAUCAGCUUCCUAAACAUCUGAGUAGACUUGUCUACACAAGAAUGUUUUAGGUAAAGGUAAAGGUACCCCUGCCCGUACGGGCCAGUCGUGUCCGACUCUAGGGUUGUGCGCCCAUCUCACUUAAGAGGCCGGGGGCCAGCGCUGUCCGGAGACACUUCCGGGUCACGUGGCCAGCGUGACAAGCUGCAUCUGGUGAGCCAGCACAGCACGCGGAAACGCCGUUUACCUUCCCGCCAGUAAGCGGUCCCUAUUUAUCUACUUGCACCCGGGGGUGUUUUCGAACUGCUAGGUUGGCAGGCGCUGGGACCGAGCAAUGGGAGCGCACCCCGCCGCGGGGAUUCGAACCGCCGACCUUUCGAUCGGCAAGUCCUAGGCACUGAGGUUUUACCCACAGCGCCACCCGCGUCCCUUUAUAAGAAUGUUUUAGCAGGCACCAAAAAGCAUACAAUAAAGAUUUCUGCCUGAUAUCAAUAGGCAGGGAGUUCUAAAGUUUGAUCCUGGGACCUUUUGCAUGCAAAACAUGUAUUCCUUCCCAAAUGGAGUCCUUAACACACCAUGUCUCUGGAAACCAUGCCCAGUUUUCCAUUUCAUUGGCUGCCACUUUAUGAGAAUACUCUUGAAUGCAAUGCCCCAUGAAUUUAACAGUAGUGGCUGGUAACCAUUAGGACUGAUGGUGCAGAAGGCAGAAAUGCUAACAGUAGGUGGGGCCUGAGCCAAUGAUGGGCAGAGCCAACCAAUUUGAGUUUUGUCCCCAUCCUCCUCCCUACUGAGUUCUGCAAGGGCAACAUUGAAACUGAGGAGGAGGAAGCUGGCAAUAGGGAACCCCUGGACUAGUUGUACGUUAGAAGACAGGCAGGUGAGAACUAAAUGAGGGCGGACUGAGGUUGGUAGGGCAAGCCUGUGCUGGUGUUUAACUAAAGCAUGCACAGGAUCAGACUGCUAGUUAGCAAAAAAAAAUUCUAGCAAUAUCUGGAUUCUUACUCAUUUACCCAGGAAGAGUUUUCUUUCAAUGGCAAAGCACAAAUACCUUCCCCUGCAACAGUUAAUUAUCUACCACUUUAGAAAGGCAGGCAACAAUUUCAUUCCGGCAGGCUAAAUUACAUGACUAAUGGACUCGAGCAUAAGACUGAAUAAUCUGGAGAAAGAGAAAGAGCUGGUUUGGAUAGAAGCUAAUAAAACACUUACUCAGAAAUAAUCACUUGAGUUAAGAAACCACAGUUUUCUUGUAGGGGAAGUACAGUAUACUUUAUGAAUCCUGUAGAAAGAACAGAUAGCACUUCUAAACUUCUCAGACACUUAUUUAGAAAUGAAUGUUCAAUGGCAGUUGUGAAGAGGGACUAGAGGUCAACACAGUUUCAGAUGGCUAGUAGGAUUGCUUCACUUGAAAUUUUCAAUAGAGGUCACUUCAUACAGUGAGGAGUAGGAUAUAUUGUUGUUGAUGGUUAUUUAUUUUAAAAUAUGUGUGUGCUGCCUGCGAUUCUCACAGCAAGAGCACCAUUUCAAAGUGGUAUACAGCAAAACAAAUAUACAAUACACUUAAAAAUCAAAAAAAAGGUGUCCAACAUAAUCGGAAGUCAAAACCAUUUAAAAAACCAUAAUACCUGCCAGCACACACCAAGAUGAACAGGAUGGUUUUAAAUGUUCAUCAGAAGUGUAGCCAGGUUAAUGUUUGCUUUAUGUCUGCGAGAUGGUUAUUCCCCCCCGCCCCCCCCAAAAAGUGUCAUGACAGGGAAGACUCUGUUGUGAGUUGUUGCCCAUGAACAUUUGCAGGUUGUGGGAGAUGACUGAAAAUGACUGCAGGAAGCAGACAGUUUUAUAUGGAAGGCAUUUUCUCAGAUAAGCUGGUCCCUAGCUAGUUAAGAAAUUGUCAAUUAAUAUUAGAACCUGGAACCUGUCCUGUUAGCUAAUUGACACAGUACAGGUCUUUUAACAAGGGUGUUACAUGUCCCUGGCUCAUUAGCUUAACUGUUGCAUUCUACUCUAGCUUCAGCUUCCAGACUGCAGCUAGGGGUGGGUCCACAUAGAGCACAUCGCAGUAAUCAAGGCAUUAGGUUAGCAAGAUGCAAGUCACUGUGGCUAAGCUGUCCCUGUCCAGACACAGCCAAAGCUGAUGUACCAGCCAAAACUGGUAAGAGAUGCUCCUCAUUACUGCAGCCACUUGAGCCACCAGUGACACUGAUGACUCUAGGAGCAUCCUCAGGCUACUGUUUUGGUACUUUUGUUGUUCAUUUCUUCCAUACUCUUGGUCCAGGGACACAAUCUCACCCACAGGGGAAAUAUUUCUGAGAUUCUCUAUAGUGCAUCAUAUAUCGGGCUUCUCUUAUGGCUGAUCCAGAGGUGCCACUGCCGCAGAAUGCCCACAGCCUGGGUGCUGAGUGGUGUCUUUUAUUGGGCACACAUCACACCUGUACUGAUGGAUCUGCUCUUGCUGCCUAUUAGCUACUGAGCUAGCUUUAAGGUCUUGAGAGUUACAUAUAAACUGCUAAAAUACUCUGGACUGCUGAUUUCCCCUCUAUGUGGGUGGCACUGUGGUCUAAACCGCUGAGCCUAGGGCUUGCCGAUCAGAAGGUCGGCGGUUUAAAUCCCCGCGAUGGGGUGAGCUCCCAUUGCUCGGUCCCAGCUCCUGCCAACCUAGCAGUUCGAAAGCACGUCAAAGUGCAAGUAGAUAAAUAGGUACCACUCCAGCGGGAAGGUAAACGGCGUUUCCGUGCAGUGCUCUGGUUUUGCCAGAAGUGGCUUAGUCAUGCCGGGCACAUGACCCAGAAAAACUGCGGACAAAUGUCAGCUCCCUCGGCCAGUAAAGCGAGAUGAGCACCACAACCCCAGAGUCGUUCACAACUGGGCUUAACUGUCAGGGUCCUUUACCUUUACCUUUUUACCCUGUAAAGGCACUGAAGACAACAAAUGGAACCCUGCUAAUGUUGCCAUGGCCCAACUGGCAAUGUGAAGGUGGCCUUUUCCACUUACAGUGGUACCUCGGGUUACAUACACUUCAGGUUACAGAUUCCACUAACCCAGAAAUAGUACCUCAGGUUAAGAACUUUGCUUCAGGAUGAGAACAGAAAUCACAUGGCAGCGGUGUGGCAGCAGCGGGAGGCCCCAUUAGCUGAAGUGGUGGUUUAGGUUAAGAACAGUUUCAGGUUAAGAAUGGACCUCCAGAACGAAUUAAGUACAUAACCAGAGGUACCACUGUAUUGUACCAGAUUUAUUGAAUGCCCUCUCUGUUGAAAUUUGAGAGACCCAGUCUGUGUUUGCAUCCUGCAGGCGCUUGCAGCUGUGUAAGCAUAUUUCUGUUCCCUUGAACUAGAUCUUCUGUUUUUACUUUUAAAAAAAUCAUACAGCUAUACAGCUUUAUUGUAUAUUUUAACCAUUUUAAAUUCAAUUUAUGUGCUUGGUUUUUAAUAUUUAUAUUUUGUAAACCACUUAGAAGAAACAAGUUCCGGUACUGAGCAGUAUAUAAAUUAAUCAACAAUAGCAAUGCAGGAAAAUAAUAAUAAUAAUAGCAAUUCAGGGAAUGAACUUGUGCUUUUUCUUCCCUUGCUUCUAUGCAAUGUGCAGAGAUGAAUGCUCACCUCUGAUAACCUAUGUAAUUUCCAUCCUACUUAAUUUCCAUACAUACAUCAUCAAUGCAGUUGUCUGAAACACCUACUGGAGACCUGUGCUUAACCUGGAAGAAAGUCAAUUAUGUGUUGGUACAUUCAGGUCAGGGAUAGCAAAAUCCUUACAGUUCACAGUGAAUGUGACUCUGCUUCCAAUAUUGCAUUGAAUGGGGGGUGGAACCAACAUUGUCAGGUUGCAAGAGCUUUCUGUGAGUGUUAGGGUAAACCCAGGACUGAAUAGUGUAACUUCUACUGCUGUAGGUACUCUGAGCUGUGACUUUGAACCACUUUGUGAUUCAUGCAUUUUUAUCCCUAGAGAAGUACCUUCAUAGCAGUUGAUACCACCUUCUAAGAGAAACUCUACAGAAGAGUUUGGGCAAAUUAUUUAUGGGAAAGCAUAAUGUUAGAAGGAAAAAUUGCUAUUAGUAUAAAUAAAAAUUGGAGUAUGUCUGCAACACAGCUUCCUGCAUUUUCAUAAGUAGCACAUCGUUGCUUCACUUAGGUGUUGUGAGGAUAAGUGCAUUUAGAAGCUGGUUAUUUACUCACAGGGCAAUAAUCAUAGGGACAAAAAGUUCCUUGGGCAUAUACAGAAUAAUAAGAUAAAUACAUAAAUGUAUUUCACAAACCUAAUCUUCAAACAUAAUCUGCAAACUCUGUAAUCACAUGUUCUGAAAACAUCAGUUCUUGAAGCAUCCUUAUGAAUUAAGAAUGUAAAUAUCAUUUAAGGUCUGAUUUCAUUUUAAGACUAGACUGUGCAAACAGAUCACCAAAAUGAAUGUUGCAUUCAUUUGCUUGUGAGUGAGUGUCACUGCUUUCAAUAGUUUUUACUAAAUGUAUAGUAUCUGUUGAAAUGAAAGUCACUUUCAUGGAAUCACAGAACUAUAGAAUUGGAAGGGACCCCAAGGGUCUCCUAGUUAGAUGCCUUGCAGAGACAAAGGUAAGGUUCUCCACUUAGGUAGGAAGAACCAGCACCACAAAUAUAAAAUGAGGAACACUUGGAUUGCUGAUAGUACAUAUGACAAGGAUCUAGGGAUGUUAGUAGACCACAAGCCAACAUUGUCAAUGGUGAGUCAACAAUGUGAUGGAGCAGCAAAAAAAAAGCUAAUGCUAUUCUAGGCUGCAUCAAUAGAAGUGUCUUGAUCAAUGGACAUAAUAGUCCUACUCAAUUCUGCCUUAGUCAAACCACACCUGGAAUACUGUGUCCAGUUCUGGGUGCCACAAUUUAAGAAGGAUAUUGACAAGCCGAAAUGUGUGCAGAAGAGGGUAAUCAAGAUGAUGAAGGGUCUAGAAACCAGGUCUAAUGAGCAGCAGUUGAUGGAAUGGAGUAUGUUUAGCCUUAUAAAGAGGAGACUAAGAGGUGAUAUGAUAUCCAUCUCCAAAUAUCUAAAGGUCUAUCACAUGGAGGGUGGAGCAAGCUUGUUUUCUUCUGCUCCAGAGAGUAAGACUUGAACCAAUGGAUGUAUGUUACAAGACAGGAUAUUCUGAAUAAACAUCAGGAAGAACCUUCUGACAGUAAGAACUUUUUGACAGUGGAACACACUGCUACAAGAGAUGGUGGACUCUCCUUCUUUGGAGGUCUUUAAGCAGGGUUUCGAUUGUCAUCUGUCAUGUAUGAUCUAGCUGAGAUUCCUGCAGUUCAGUGGGGUGAACUAAAUGACCCUGUGGCUCCCUUUCAACUUCACAAUUCUAUGAUUCUAUGAAUGCAAGAAUCACAGCUAAAGAAUUCCUGACAGAUGGCCAAUCAACUUCUGUUUUGAAAACCUCCAUCUUCUGAGUUGCACUUAGACCAGUUUUGAACUAUUCUUGUUUCAGGGAAGACAGUGGACACUUCUGAGCCAGUCUGAAAGCUGUCCUUUUUGGACAGUCUUCCAUAAACCAAAAUAGUAGUUUUCCCCAAGAUGAUGGCUAAUUUAUAUAACACUGCAAACAAGAGAUAAUUCUAAAGAGAAAUGUAUCCUUAAUUAUUAUUUAUCUCUACGUUUCUGGAUGGCAAAGUAGGUGCACUUCUCACACCUAUUGUUCCUUGUGUUGGUGAUAAUUAUGUGCUAGGAUUUCCUGCAUGGAUAGAAAACAGCUUCCUGGCCAAGGGAGGCAUAUUUUGUCUUCCCUUCCGAAAAAGCAAGACUGAUAGAAGGCUUGCAGGAGAAAACGCAACUCCUUCCUUGAAGGAGUAAAGGAUCAAGCAGGGGUUGGGCGCCAUGCUGUAGUUAAGCAGGUCCUAGCCUGGUAUCCUUGAAGUAAUGAUUGGUUCAUCCAAAUUGCCAAGCGCUGUAUAGUUAAGCAGAUGUAAAUAAGCUGUCUCCCCAUACUUAAUGAUUCACCGAGUGCAAAAGAAAUUACAUAUGAUUGUAGGUAAUGAUUUAGUUUGCAGGAUUCCUAAUUUAGGGCCUGAACUAAAAACCUGCUCAGCAAAAGGAAGUCUGUUGGAACAUGUGGGGCAAUGGAUCUCAAAAUGUUGAGAAAAAACUUCCCCAAAAGCCCAAUGCUUGAAGCUGCACACAAUUAGGGUUGCUGAAUUUCCUGGACAUAUCUGGAAUACUGCAUUUGUCAGUAGUGUCCAGGCAGAAAUUGGCUAAAUGUUUUGGAAAAUCUGGAUGGAUGGCAACCCAUGUUGGCAGUGCUGUUUUUAUAGAAAAUAGUCGAGAACUUUGGGCAAAACUAAAAAAAGCUCAACAACAUUUUUCACUGUUUUCACUGGAUUUUCACUGUUUGAAAUAUGGCAACCCUACACACAAUCAUUUUACCUGAGCCUAUUAUUUUGAAGGUUCAGAGGUCCAUUAAGUAAUUAUUGCUCUUAGCUCAGGCAUAACCAACAUGGUGCAGAUGAUGCUGGACUUCACCAUCCCAGAGCACGGGCCAUGCUGGCUGGGGCUGAUGGGAAUUGGAGUCGGACAACAACUGGAGGGAACCAUGUUGGCUACCCCAGUCUGUUGACAUGCCCUUCUCGAGCAUGGGUGAUGUAAAGAUUUGACACUCACAGGAAACAGAGGGACAGUGUUUUGAGAGAGAUAAGAAAAUAUGAGUUGCCUCUGGAAGGGAUGGUCCACUCGUUCCUCUAGAAAAAUGAAGCUGCUUCAGGAAGGAAAGGACCAUGCUGGCAGGAACGGAAAGGAAGGAUAAACUAGAUAGCUUUUGAAAGGUCUCUGGCCUGGACCCCAGUAUAGUAUAUGGUAACAGGUCCCCAAAGGCUUUAUUUUCGUAGACUGUUUUCAAGGGAAAGACUGGUUUGGUUAGUUUCCUCCCAGCAGGUGGAAGGGCCAUUGGGUCACUUUCAAAAUAAAUUAGGCAUGAGCCUAUCCAUUUUCUUUUCCUCAGCUUUGAUACAAGACAUUCCUACAUAAUUUAACUGAUUCAAGGGUGACUGGAAGGCAGCCAGAUUUUAUUGGGGUGGAGAUGAGAGUGGAGUCCGAACAGGUGUAUUUAUGCAUACUAGUUUCUUUGUUGUCUUCGGUACAGGGAAAAAUAAUAAUAAUUCAAAGGAUAUUUUAUUGCUUCAGAUCUCAGGAGCCCAUUAUGAAGAUGGAUUUACAUCAUCUUGUGAGGGAAACAUAUUACCCAACUUUCUUUAUGGUGAGAUGUCACCAAAUGGUGAAGAUGUACAUAGAGCCAUUGUCAUAUAGCAUUCCCAUUUCUCUGAUAAAAAUAGGGAAAUCCAUUAUUAUUAUUAUUAUCCCACCCAUCUGACUGCCUUAAAUUUAUGAGUAAGAAAAAUAAAAUCUGAUUAAAAUUUAUAUAAGCUGGGUUGUUGUUGUUUUUAAAAAAGGUAUAAAUAAAGGACUUCAUUUAGAAAAAGCAAAGAAAGAAACCACACUAAAUGCCCAAACAUCUGCUGGAAAGAUCUAUAGAUCGGAAGCCAAUACAUUAGGUUAUGGUGUGACUGUGUGGCGCUAGGUCAGAUGAAGAUCCACCUUGUCCAUCAUUCUUGUCUUGUCCAUUAAGAAACUGCUUAAUGGACCACAAUCUAUUUUCUGUCCAGCUCUAUGUUUGAGGAAAUAUGAUGUAUAGUUUUCUUGUUGUUUUUCCCCCUCAAGCAAGAACAUGCAUAAUAGUUGUUGGUUUUCCUUAGUGGAGUCUGUGUAGACUAUAAUUAAAUCUAUAAUUGUAAUUCCAAGGCUUCCUACUGAUUUGUGUAAAAUAUGUUUUUGUUCCAUUUUUUAAAAACUACUCUUGCAAUUACGUGUCCUGGGACCUUAGGCUGAAAGGAGGAUCAUAAAAGCAGCAGCAGCAGCACCUGCACUUUUGUAGAAAAUAAAUCCAAGGCUCUCCUUAGCUGCAGUUUAGGCUGCAAUAUAGGAGUGACACUGCACUCAACUUAUCUGUUGGCAUUUUGCCUUCUUUGCAAUAAGAUAUUUGGAAUGAUUGCCAGUAACCUUACAGUGCCUUUGCAUACAUAAGAAUGAAUUUCAUCGUGUCAGACAGGUGGCUGGAUUUGAGCUGCAGGUAUGAAUUAACAAAGAAAACCCCCAGCAGUGUUACCUUAAGGGUAGAGGAUGCAUGGUGUAAACAAACUUUUUGUGACAAGUAAAGAAGAGGAAUAGAUGUACUAACAGUGUAGACUUGCAGAUCGAGAGCCAUUACUGGAAUGAAAACCAUCAGUGCAACAAGUGCUCACUGCACUCAGCCUAUGGGCAGUGUUUUUAGCAUAUAUCUGUCUAGAGGAAUUAAACUGAAUAUUGCACUGUAAGCCAUUUAAAUUUUGCACUAAAAACCCCCCUUCAUAUUAAUAGAACACCUUACAAACUGUGCAUAUGUGAUAAGUGAAUCCCAGUCCUUAUACACCUUUGGAUAUAGCUGAGAGGAUGGUGGGGUAAUUUGCACAGUCAAUGUCAUGACCGCAUUGUAUGUGAUAAAUCUAUUCUUUGAUCUAAAUCAAUAUUUCAGAAGAGCUGAGUUAAUCAGAGGCAAGCCUAUCCCAGGACUUACGUUAGACUGGGGAGAAUUUGGGGAGGAGGUAUCUGUUCUGGAAAGAAUCUACUAUUUUCUUCCACCAGUGCUGAUUUCUCAGGAGUUGAGGUUGUGCAGCGCCAAGCCUGUUAUGAUUAUGUAGUUGGGUGUGCAUAGAGGGAAGUAGGUUUAUAACACCAAAUGAGGGUAAAAGCCUGCUCUGAUAUGAAACUUGGUGCUCUCAGGAGAGAGAUAAGAGAUGAGCAGGGUGAGUGUAAACCCAUUGGGGUUUCUGGCUUUAUUUAGAACAACAUUGUGUUUCUAUUUAUUGAUACAGUAUAUGUAGACAUUUCACUUUUAUGCAAAUCAUUUGCUAUGGUCUUGAUUGUACUCAUACCUGUGUGUCUAUUUAUUGUAAACCGCUUCAAGAUCUUCAGAUAGUAAGUAGUCUAAAAAUGGAAAUAAUAAAUACAUAAAUAAAACAGAUUUGCUUAGCUUAUUCUGCAUCCAUACUCCUAUUUAUUUACAUAUAUUUAAAAGAAUUUGUCAACCAUUUCAUAUUCUUAAAAACUCUAAGCAGUGUAUAGUCUGAAAAAGAAACAAUAUAUCAUAAGAAACAAAACCAUAACCUAAAACCAAUAUAAAAACACAGGAAGCAUAUAAAAGCAAACCCCCCCCCCAUAAUAUCCUGAUGUCUUCACAAGACUGUUGAAGCAACCAAUGGUUUCCGCUUCUGCAUACUCAGAAGAGUCCCAGGCCCUCUGACGACUACAAUGACUUAUUUUUGAAAGGUUAAGCAUGUCCCUGCAUGCAGUCUCAAUUGGCACAGUUUUGUGGUGAGCCAUUUGACUCAUACUGACUGCCUAAGUUCUAUGAGGCAAAUGAAAUGCGAUGCAGCCUUUGGCAAUUGUUGGGGGAAAGGCAAAUAAAUAAAAAGAAACUACUCUCUCUGCGAGGAAGCGAGGACAGUGUGCUUAGCUCUAGCCACAAAGAGCACGCACCUUUACUUUAUCCCAUAUAAAUGAAUGGUUAGGGACUCUGUUGCACAAGAGAAAAAGCCUACACAUCUCUAGCCCCAACACUGGGCAGCCUGAGAGGGGCCAUACUGGCAUACAGUAUAUUGCACUGCUGUACAUGGCCAAACUCUGUAGCUCACCAUCCACUAAACCCCUUUGCUUUCCAGAGCAUUUUGCUAGUACAUUGGAUUGUAUACAAUAGCUCUAGUCAGAGUAAGCCCAUUGAAAUUAAUAGUCAUGACUAACUUAGGUUCAUUCAUUUUUAGUAAGUCUACUUUGAGGAAAGCUUGGUCAGAUACAAUCCAUUUUGAUUUAUCAUGGCAAAAUAUGUAGCAGUUCCAUUGCUCACUUCUUUCAUCAGUCAGUUAUCAUAAAAACUAAAUUAUAAUUAAUCAUGUGGUCUCUCAGUAAUUACUCAUUUAUUUAAUUUUUUUACCUCCAGGAAGAUUUUUAGGCCAAGAUUUUAAUUAUUCUUAAAUGUCCCCAUUCCAUUCUUAGUCACAUACUUGGAAGUUCUGUGGAAAACAGUAGGACUUGUUUCUGAGGCCACAUUCACACGAUACAUUUAAAGCACUAUGAUAUCACUUUAACAAUCAUGGCUCCCCCAAAGAAUUCUGGGAGCUGUGCUUUGUUAAGGGGGCUGAGAGUUGUUAGGAAACCUCUUUUACUCUCCCAGAGCUACAAUUCUCAGAUUGGUUUUAACAACCAAUCCCUCUUCACAGGGAAUUUUGUAGUUUUGAGGGAUACAGUUCUCCUAAUAACUCUCAGAACCCUUAAUAAACUACAGUCCCAGAAUCCUUCGGGAGAAGUCAUGACAGUUCAAAGUGGUAUCAUAGUGCUUUAAAUGUAUGGUGUGAACAUGGCCUAAAUGUGUGCAGAAUCAGGGUGGUUUUAAAGAAUAAUUUUGACUAACUGCUGAGUCCUUUGUGAAUGUGCUUUCUACAGAAUGGGUUUGGCUGAGCUGCUAUGUUAUGCUGAGUAAACGAUAUUGAAAUGUUGGAGUGCAAACAUGUCAGUUUCCUGGAGUAACUGCCCAGAUAGCAACCUAACAUGGAACAUACUGCAUCAAAGGUCAGUGCUUUGUUCAGACUAACUCCUUUCAAGCUGACUAUUUGUUCAAGCUUUAUCCCUGUAAAGUAUUUGGGGUAUGUGUUCUCAAGCAAUGAAAUCCAGAUUCAGUUAUGCAUCACGAUUCUACUUAGUUCAUUGCUCUUUGGUCAUAGUGCUCCAACAGACCAUGGAAAAUACUCUUUCCUAUCACACAACAGGUCAUUUCAUCUGUACGUUUGCAGUGCUGUUUGAUUGUUCGAGAUAGGCCAGAAAUAGAUGAACUUUGCUACGAAGAUUCACAGCAUCUGAGGCAACUCGGACAUUGUGGGCUUUGAACAUUCCAUCCGCUGAGAUGUUGCAUUAGCCUCAGAGCAAAAAAGUCAUCACAGAUUAGUCAAGCCCAGAGAACCAUGGCUUGUGUGCUUGAUCCAGGCAGCUGGAGAAGUUGUUCAAAUACGGUACCCGUUUGAUUCCUGCAUCUCCAUCUUAAGGUAUCUAAAAUGAGUUUGGCAAAUGUGAUUAUCUUCUUCAUCUGUAUGCUAGCAGAACUUGCUGGAAAGAGGCUAAGAUAGUAAUGUGGGUAUUCAGUCUCUCUCUCUCUCUCUGUGUGUGUACAUGUUCUCUCACACACACACACACACACACACACACAGAGUAUACAUGCAGUUCCCUUAGAUUUUUCAUUUUAGCUAUUUUUUUACCUCCAGCAUGAAAGUGAAAAUACCAUAACAAACAAUAUCCCCAGCAUACCUAAGUUUCACCACCCCAUAAGCAUGGAGCUUGAAAAGCUUUGAGUUUCAAACAAAAUGCAGUCAUAACUUGAACAGCUCUGCCUUAAGGCCUUUUGAUAAAUCCAUAUUUAUUUAGUUUUUGCAGUAUAAAAAAUAAGGAAAACUCCAGGGGGAAAGCCAGACCUGAAAAUGUCUUUGAUUUCUAUAGAUUGAAAAUAGAAGUGAUCUCAUCUUAGAAACUUUACUUUUAACGGCAGCUAGUUAGUAUACUAUACUAUCUGGGGUGGGGGUUGGCACUGAAGCUGCAGCACCUGAGCUUAAGAGAGACGAGUCCUAACGCCAGAUCUGUUUGGGCUGCCUCUAGGGAGGGGGGGCCAAGAUUGAAGCAGGAGAGGAGCAGUAGCUGGGUCAACUGCAAAGCAGGCAAAACCUUUGUUACCACCUUCCUGCUUUGCUUUGCUACUGCUGCCCCCUGAAGGGAGAGGAGAGAUGACAGACCAUCCCUGGAGGACACUAGACCCACUGACCACUGCUUUGUAACAACUGGCCUCAACACCAGACUUCAGGGUGGGGUGGGGAAGUUAAAUGGGAAAAAUUGCUGGUUUGAUGUGCACGGUUUUUGGACUAGGAGGAGGCUGAGGUUUUGUUUAUUUGCUAGUGGAUCAAAGCAUUGCUUUGUUUAUUAUUUGAGUAUUACAGUGGUACCUCAGCUUACAGAUGCUUCAGGUUACAGACUCCGCUAAUCCAGAAAUAGUACCUCAGGUUAAGAUCUUUGCUUCAGGAUGAGAACAGAAAUCAUGCUUUGGCAGUGCAGUGGCAGUGGGAGGCCCCAUUAGCUAAAGUGGUACCUCAGGUUAAGAACAGUUUCAGGCUAAAACAGACCUCCAGAACAAAUUAAGUUCUUAACCCGAGGUACCACUGUAUUACUAUUUUUUGCUACUACAGUCAUACCUUGGUUCUGAAAUGGAAUCUGUUCCAGAAGUCCGUUCGACUUCUGAAAAUGUUCAAACACCAAGGUGAAGCUUCCAAUUGGUGCGGGUUCCGCAUCGAACAUUCGGCUUCCAAAAAAUGUUCGCAAACUGGAAUACUCACUUCCGGGUUUGCGGCGUUCAGGAGCCAAAACGUUUGAGUCACAAGGCAUUCAAGAACCAAGGUACGACUAUAUUUAUAAAGCUGGUAUGUGUGCUUUUUUGUUUUUCCAUGGGUGUUUAUGUUGUAUGAUACACUAUGGUAUUAUAUAUUGUAAAUUUUUCUUUGCUGUGAGUUGUCUGGAGACCUUUGGGUGACAAGCGAUGAAUAUAUUUUAUAAAUAAUAAAAUUAAAUUAAAAUUCAGCUCAUCACAGAACAGGAAUAAAGUCCAAUCCAUCCCAUUGCUGUGCGGGUUUCUGAGGACAAAUCUGUAUAAUUCUUUAGAAAUCUACACAAAUGUAAUGUACAAAAUAAAGGGGGAAUUCCCACCUGCUUGCCAGGUGGGUCCAAUAGAUUCCUAUCUGUGUUCAAAAAGGAAGUACAGCAGCCUAGAAGCACCUAACUAGCAAAUGGGUCUCCUGCUGUUGCACAUAUUGAAAUCAAUGUAGCAAGACCAAUUAAGUGAUGGUGUUCUAUCACUCAUGGGGAAUUUUAUGUAUUUUAUAUACAUUUUAUUUUGUUGUUGUUGAAUUCCCCCCAAAACUCUAAGGGAGAUUUGAAUGUAAAAUGCACAUAAAAUAUCCUAAAUUUCUGCAAGAGUGUGAGGCAUAUCAUCAAGACCUGUUAAUCCCCGUGGGAUUUGCUGUACUGAUUUCAACACACAUGAGCAACAGGAGCCCCACACACUAGGUAGCUGCUUUUAGGUGGCUGAAAUUACUUUUUAAAGAAGAUGGACAGACAGCCAUUGGACCACCUCAUAUAUGUAAAUCUGUACAAGAGUGAGAAUCUGACUGUGCAUGGAUUCCCCACCCAUCGCUAGCUGCUUCUUGUUACUCAGUGGUGAUCGAACAAUACAUGUAGUUUAUGUGUCUUCUCUUGAUCCCUCUCUUUUCCAGCUUCACAGGUUUCCGAGCUGGGACUCGCCAGAAGACCUUUGCUUCCCAUUAACAUCUAUUUACAUAGCAAUACAUACAUGUUGUCUUCUCUUCUGUUCAGACACAACGUUUGACAAGUACUCCUUACCUUGAUGGCUUCGUUUUCGUCUUGUAGAAAUGCAUUCUGAAAUGGCCCAGUCCUAGGAGAGCCACACCAUAUUAAAUUUCUGAACAUGUAGAAUCAGUCCUCAAAUGGCAAUGGAAGCUGCUUAUUUCUUAAUGCAAACAUAUGUAAUGAGGCAACUCAUUAUUAAUAACCAUUAUUUUUACAUAAGCUCCAUUUUUGGACAGAAGAACAAAGAAACACAUCCCCUUAUGGUAUUAAAUGGUUACUGAACAAGCAGAAGCUAAGUUCAGAGCUUCUUUGUUGGGUAUUACCAGGAUUAGCUAUAAUUAAAGAAUUAUGAUGUAAUUUGCCUGAAAAGACCAUAUGAUAUUAGAUCUUACUGACUUAAUUUUCUGAAAUGUGAGAUGACAAAGAACAGAUGUUUGAGAUAUUACAGCUGCAUGGCACUGCUUGAUAAGUUUUGAAUUAAUAGCAUGCUUUACAUGAAAGAAGCGGUAAAGGAAACCAAAUGACCGUAAAUGAUAAUAAAUCCAGGGUUGUGCAGGCUGGGGCAGAUACAAUCAUUCCUAAAUCCUCUUCUGCUUCAGUUCUGUUCUAUAUGGAAUGGGUAAGUGAGAGGCUGGCAAGGGGUUUGUCAUUGGCUAGGAGAAUACACAUAAUCAUAUCAUAAGGCAUUCUUCUGUCUGCUCUAUAGUUUAUGAGUUGCUCUAGUGCAGGGCUAGGAACCUGUGGCUCUGCAGAUGUUCCUGGAUGAUGUUCCCAUCAUCCCUGACACUUGGUCCUGCUAUCUUGGAAUGGUGGGAGCCCCAACAACAUCUGGAGGGCUGCAGGUUCCCCAUCCUGCAUCCAUGGGACUCUACCUUCUAUUACCUGUUGAAGAAAUCAAUGUUAUUUUUGCUGUCAGCACUCCCAAAAGUUGGGCUUUGCCUUGUGAAUGAUGCAUUGGCAUCUCAGCAGUGGAGCUCAAAUCCACAGUGCCUGUUUUACAAAGUCUUUUCUUUCCCACUGAGUGAAUGGUCUGUUGAUGCUGUUGCCUCCUGUGUGCUACUGUAGCUUUCAGUCUUUCUUAGCCAUAUGGCUUUCAUCCCUCUUGAAGCAGGGCUUGUUCCUCUCUGACAUAUAUAACUAGAUGCGUGUUGCAGUCUGUGUUCUGAACUUGUAUGUCUCUGUGUGUAACUGAGAGUAUCUCAAAAACCUGAGGCCUUUUCCUGAGAAGCCUCUGGUUUCUCCAUUUAGGCCUGCUAACCACGAGACCACAAGAAGCUCUAAACAGAGAUUUCCCACCUGCAUUCUUGUGGAUUUUAUAUGGAGGGGGCGUAACCUGAGUGAGUAGGAUGACAUUGUCUGACAUCCCCAUUGUCAUCAGCUGUUGAUUAGUGCCUUACUUGCAUGGGUACUGUGGGUUCAUGACUGAUGUACUAUAGGAGCAGAGGGAACAUAGGAAGCUGACAUCCUCCUGAGUCAGGCCAUAGAUCAGGGUUCCUCAAACUCAGCCAUCCAGAUGUUUUUGGCCUACAACUCCCAUGAUGCCUAACUAGCAGGACCAGUGGCCAGGGAUGAUGGGAAUUGUAGUCUCAAAACAUCUGGAGGGCCAAGUUUGAGGAAGCCUGCCAUAGAUCCACCUAGAUUGGUAUUGUUUACACUGACUAGAGCCAUCUCUCCAUGGUUUGCCAGGGAUUGAACCUGCAACAGAAACAUUUUCCAGUCCUAUCCAGCUACUGUGGUGGCAGAGUUUUUGGAAACACUCAGAAAUCUGCCUUAUACUGAAUCAGACUAUUGGUUCCAUCUCCUUCAGCACUGUCUACACUCUGGCAGUGACUCUCCAGGGUUUCAGGGGUCUUUCUCAGGGAUUGAACUUGGAGCCUUCUGGAAUUUGAGAACAUCUGUUGCUGCAAUAGCUUUCGUAUCAACAACAAUUGCUGUUGACACUACUCCUGGUUAAGCAAAGGACAGCAUAUCAGAUUAUCAUAAUGGUCAUCAAGGCUCACCCUGUCUUGCAUAAUCAAAUAUGGAACAAUAAGCCACUGAGAUUCUAUUUUAGAAUUGGAGCUGUGUCAGUGAAUCCUCCUUAUUGUCUACCAAAUUUCAUUUUGAAGUGUAAUUAUUGUUAAAAAAACAAAAAAAAACAAAAACACCUUAGGCCAUGGUACGCUACCCAUUCUGGAAAGCAGAUCAAGACAUGGAAGACUGCCAGGAAAUUAUUAAAGUACAAGGCAACCUCUUCUUACAUUCCUAUUUUAUCUUCUCUGUAACUAUUCAUGGAUUUCUACCUUGCCUACUGGGCUUCCAUUCAAAUUUACUACAUUAUCUCCUUAGGCUGAGAUAUUUGCAUCAGCCUUAUAUGAAAUAUCUAAUAGUGCUUAAGGAUGAGUGAAUCAGUCUGUUUCUGGUCUGUGUCAGCUUUCCAUAAGUCCGUUUCAUCCUAUUUCCGUGUUAAUGUGUUGUUGUUCUCAAAUUCUCAUGGGCAAAGCAAACCGGUGAGGUUGGAGGAGGCAAUAGAACUACCAGUUCCCAAGCCCAGCCAGUCUCAUGCCUGCCAGGGUAAAAGCUUGGGAGGGGUUAGUAUGCCACGUCCAAGGCUGGCAUUUAUUCCAUCUACCACCGUCAUGGCAUACUGAGAUAAUGAGAGGGCUUGGAAUUCACUGGACCAACGCCACUCCUAAUCAGUCCCCGAAAUGCCCCUUUUCCCUUUUCUCUGCCAAGUUUUUCCUAUAUACCCUUUCCCCUCUAUGUGAUCCUUUCUCUGUGUCAUGGCUGACAUGAGACAGAAACACCUGCAAAGUCAUAUGGCCUCCCACUGAUCAUAUGAUUGCACCCUUUAAUACCUAUUUAAGACCACAUUUUAAAAUGUGUUUUGUUUUGAGCAUGCUUUUUGAACUGAAAACUGCAUCAAAACAUUUGGGAAGUGUGAAAGCUCAUGGAAAACUGUGUUAUGUGAUAAGGGAAGAUCAGGUCAGUCCCUAUCAGAAAAAAAUAGUAAAGAUCAAGUGGAGAUAAUAAGAGUACUUUUCUUUUUUUAAAAAAAAGGUUAUUUCCACUGUUCUUACAUCUCUCUCUCUCUUUCUGUAAGCAAGUUAGCUGUUUCUCCCAUGGUUCCUAAAUUACUCUUUAGUUUGGCACAGCUGAGACACGAAAGCUGCCAGCCUCCUUCUCUAGCUAUUAUCACCAUUUUUAUUUUUAUUUUUUUGUAUCUUGCCAAACCUCUGUCUCCAUGUAUUCCUCCAGAUUGCUUAAGGUAAUAAAUAAAUAAAUGUACAUUCUCAAGUACAACUUAAAAUUGUUACCAUAAUUGUAUGCAGUAUUCAUAUCUCACUAUUAUUAUUCCUCUAUUGAGAAGAUUAAAGGGCUGGUCUGCAACAGCAAUUUGUCUAGGACAGAGGUACAUAGCACAUCUCUUCCUCCCCAGUCAUCAGAUCAAUCAUUUGAGGAGCACAGAGGGGAUGAUAACUAGCUAUGUACAAACAUGUCUCAUUCAGCUAUGAUAUUCGUUCACCCUUUCAUCUGGUUUGACUUUCCAGUGUUGCAAUUGGUUUAUUUUGCACAAGUCUAUGCAAACUGAAUUGAUGGAAGGAAACAGAUUGCUAGGGCAUUUGAACAGUUUCCUCUGACAUCCCCAGUGAUGAACAAUCUUCUCAGUUGAUCUGCAUCAGAUGGGGCUGUGUAAAUGGUGUUGUGUUACACCAGAAGUGGUUUAGUCAUGUUGGCCACAUGACCUAGAAAGCUGUCUGUGGACAAACACCAGCUCCUUCAGCCUGAAAGCGAGAUGAGUACUGCACUCCAUAGUCGCCUUUGACUGGACUUAACCUUUACCUUUUUUGCAUGUAUAUGAGAGAGUGUGUGCAAGUGUAUGAUGGCCAAAUGCACCACUGGCAUAUGACCUCUGGAGGGUUUGCCAAGAGUGAAGGUGUCCCCCAGGCUAAAAAGCAUUAGCCAUAACCAGAAGCCUUAUAGUGGGUCUCUAAAAACUGAAAAUAGAACUGUUGUUCUUAACAUGAACCGUAAUGGUGACACAGAUUAGCCAUUCUGUAGCUUCAAAACAAUACAAGCAUUCUUGAAGUUGGAGGUUCCUUAAACUUCUUCUUGGUAUUUGUUUAUGAAAUUUAGAAAGCAUGUCAUAUGACAACUGAAGGAAAUCAAGGCUAAUGCAGGUUUCAUUUAGGGUGGGUAUAUCAUAGAAGCACAGCUGUGGGGUUGGAAGGGAAUGUAGUGAAUCAUCUGGCACAAGUCCCUGCCCUGUAGCAGGACAUCCUAUGCAUAAAGCAUUUCCUGGCAGAUUCCUGCCCAUCCUUUGCUUAGAUAUUUCCACUCUCUAGGCAACUAUUCCUGUUUAGGAUUAGAGCUGCUCCAGGAAGCUGUCUAAAGAUACAGACAUAUACCAUGCACACCCAACCACCUUAGAAGCAGAGCAACAUUUCAAAAUGAAUCCUUUGGAAUUUAAAAAUGCUUAGCCAGAGUAUGAUACAAUCUUUUAUCACAUAAUCACAUGUUACAACUGCUCUUUUCAUUUCUUGCAAAGUUACUGCUCCCUGCCAUUAUUUAGCUCUUGUGAGGUUUCCAGGUUUUCAUUCUCAAGGACCCUUAAAGUUGUGUGCCUAAAAAUAGCCAUUAACAAUUUGUGUUACAGAAAGGGCAACGUACAGUUGUUCCAUUUGAUUUGCUUCAAUUUCCCAUCCUUAUUCAGUGACCAACAGAACAACAGCUGAUUUCCCCAUCUCUCCCAAUACAAAAAACGGCUGUUACACGUUACUAAGGCUGUUACUAAGGCUGUUACCCGAUCUUCACACGUGGGAGAAAACACAGGUUCUCUGAUAGGUGGAAAACACAAAUAAAGUAAACCUAGGCAGUCUUAAUGUCAACCAAUGUGGAAAUUAAUUCUAGGUGAUAUGCUAGGUUUUUUAAAAAGCGAAUAGAGGGGAAAUAUUUUAUGUGAUGUUUGAAAAUACUGAAUUUCACCAUUGAACAGUGCAAUCGUAAACUGGAGAAGGAGGAUCUUGUGAAGAUUGGGCUUUAUUCCCUAAGAGAAAUUUCACUCCAACUAAAAAGUAGAGUUAUCCAAACUGCAUUCAUGUUACGUAAGGUGGGAUGCCACUACUGGACCACCUUCCUGGCUGCAGUGGUGCUGUCCCUUGCCAAGGAUGAGGUGGAGCAGCAGUGAGGGUGGAGGAAGCCAUGGAUUGGCAGCAGCUGUGGGCCCAGGUGUUAUACCCCCUCCACCUGCUGCCAGUCUUGUGCUUACCUGCCCUUGCUGCCACCUGAUUGGCCCAUACCAGGGAGCAGCAAUAUUACCAUAGCCAGGAGGGUGAUGCAAUAACAAUAUCUCACAUCAUAUGGCGCUAUUGCUACUUUGGCUUCUACUAUCUGCUGCCUCCUGCUAUUUUCCAUUUUAGGACACUGACCAGAUGCAAACUCAUGGUGUUACCAUCAACCACCACCCCUCCCCCCCCAAAAAAAGUUCUUUGUCUACUCUAUAACUUGAUGGAGAGUUCUGGAGAACUUGCAGCCUUUCACCCUAUUUCAUGAUGCUUUGGUUGGUGAAAUAAAGAUUUUGACCUACAGUGGUGCCUCGCAAGACGAAAUUAAUCCGUUCCGCAAGAGUCUUCGUCUAGCGGUUUUUUCGUCUUGCGAAGCAAGCCCAUUGACGGAUUAGCGCUAUUAGCGCUAUCAGCUGUUUAGCGGCUAUUAAAGGCUUAAAGGCUUAGGGGAUUAGCUGCUAAAAGGCUAUUAAAGGCUAUUAAAGGCUUAGCAGAUUAGAUAAAGGGGGAAAGCGAAAAAAAUCUCAAGACUCGCAAGGUAUUUUCGUCUUGCGAAGCAAGCCCAUAGGGGAAUUCGUCCUGCGAAGCAACUUCAAAACGGAAAACCCUUUCGUCUAGCGGUUUUUCCGUCUUGCGAGGCAUUCGUCUUGCGGGGCACCACUGUACUAUGAAUAUUCAAAACAUGUGCCAAAUGGAAAUGACCUAGGUUAAAUUAACAACAAUAUCAUCAAUGGAUUCAUUUGUGCAGCAGAGAAAAAUAUUAAUAAAUGUUUAGGAACAUGGUGUGGGGUGGCAUUCCAUAUUUUUCAGCCAUAGAAGCCCAUAGAAAUCUUGGCAUCCAGAAUAUCCUCCCCGAAGCUUUGCAGGAUUUCUGUAUCAAUGCAGCAGCCUGUACUAUUAUCUUAAUCAAUACUAGAUAAAAUAGAAGGGUUGACCACUUCUGCUGUGGUCAGGUAUAUGUAGGUGAGAUUUCAAACAGGUGUCAAAUAGUUCCAUAGAGCUGAAUGGUUCCUGGUAGACCGCUCCUUUCUCUUUUUUUAUCAGCACCUGCUAGUUAUUUGUAAAGCUAUCAGUUGUACUUGAUAACUCUUGUGUUAAUGUGCAUAAUCAUCAUGGGUUACUUUGCUUUUCAUUUUAGCCACAGAAUAUCAAACACCUUCGGAAAAUCUGUUCCAUUUGUGGGACUAACUUUUUAUGAUUGCUGAAACUUAAGGCAAAUACAGCUCAGAAUUUGUUGACAUUUAGUGCUCACCUGUUGCCUCUGUUGCAAUUUAUAUAUACGUUCUAUUUUAACAGCCAGUCUGUGAGCUCAGAAUGGCAUUUCUAUGGCAUCUCGGGCUAUGUAAACAUCCCAAAAGGUGGCAGAUAUUUAUUUUGUAUCUGGUGACACAUUCAGAAAUAAUGUUGUCGGACUGGGUCUUUCACUCUUUCCUUUCCCUAUGUUAUGAAUCGAUGUACUUAAAUUGAUAGCUGUAAAAAUAAAAUAGUAUCACUGGGUUGUAGGCAACUAAGUUCUACUUAGAAUAGACCUGCUAAAAUUAAUUGGUCUGAAUUAAUCGUGUCCAUUAAUUUCACUGGGUGGUAUUCAACUAAGUUUUACACAGUGUAGACCCAUUGAAAGUAAUUAACAUGACUAAGUUAGGACCAUUAAUUUCAGUGGAUCUAUUCUGAAUAAAACUUAAAAAUCACCCAAUUGGCCUACUCUGAGUAUGACUAACAUUGGUUGCAGCUUACUGUUUCACAAUUAUAUCUAUGCAGAACUAUACUUUGCCAAAAUGAUUGUCAUUCCAACACUUCAUUUUUCUUCAUAGCAAAACCUCCAUGAUGGCUCAUGACUGUUCGAAUGAGUUGCAUAAAAACAAUGAGUCUCUGAUGUGAAUGUGUGUCACAACUACUGGCUCUAUAUGCAGCAGAAUUCUAGGAAUACCUGAGGAAUUUGCUGUUUGGAAUUGCAAUAUGAAUUGACGGCAUGACCUGUACUUCCCAGACAAACAUGUGGAAUGGAACAUAUAGUACUAUCCAUUGGCUUUUGUGUGUCUUGAAAUGCUACAAUGCAGCUCUCUGUUCAAAGAAAGGUGGAUUUAAAUAUGGAUAUUUUUUUUUAAAAAGACUCUCCUCCUGGAAGAGAGGGGAGUGGUUGUGGGCGGGAGCCCGAGCUCCGCCCCAAGCAGGGGGCGUUAGCCCCCUGCCUCCCACUCACCUGGCUGGCGCCCACGCCCAUCGGCAGGCACCCAACCAGGUGCCUCCGAGGGGGCGUGUACAGCAGCCUAAAUGCUGCGGCGCCAGCCCCUCCUCGGCCUCACUCUCAUAGAUGGAUGUGAAAGUGAGAUGGAAUGGACAAAUGUAAAAAGGAUAUGGAUUGGGAAUAGUCUGAUCCACAGUGACUUGGGCACAAUUGGCUCAUGCCCACACAGAUGUCACCCAAAUAUCCAGAAUCCCUUUUUUAUUGUUUCCAUUAUGUUUAAUCUACCCUAUUCAUUUCAAUGCAUGGGUAACAUAAUACAAAUGGGAUGUGGGAGACGUAAAACAAUCUGUAUCAUUUGAGGAAAGAAAGCGUCAGCAGCAAAUACUGAUCAUAUUUGCUGGACUGAUUUCCAUUCCAGACUUGGGACUAACGUUGACCUGUUUCUGUCAGGAUUUUAUUAUCCUUACCCCCAGAACACACAGCUCUUGAGGCAUAAAAAAGUGAGAGGACAACAAACUAAUUUUUUCUUCUUCUGGCUUCUUGCUCUCUGUCCCUUUUGUCAACCUUCUCAGGCUCUGGGAAAUUCUCUCCCAUUCACUGUAGAGGCCAAGCUAUAUUUAGGGCUUCCUGCAAAAGAUUGAGAUCUCUGGGGCCACCCAAUGGUGACACCCACAGUCACUAACUCAUUCUUUUUUCAAUCAGCAAAACAACAAUACUACCAUGAUGUUGUUAUCAACAUUAAACAGGAUGAAAAGUGAAAAAUACAAGGAAAGGUGUGUGGCUCAGUGGUAGAGCAUGCAGUGGUUUUGCAUGCAGAAGGUUCCAGGUUCAGUGUCCAGCAUCUCCAGGUACACCUGGAAGAGACCUGGAGAGUCACAGCCAGUCAAUGCAGACAACUGAGCUAAGAUGAACUUAGUAUAAAGCAGCUCCCAGAGUUCCUGUGUGCUUCACGCAUUUUAAAUUCUGUUGAUGCCAAACAUAAAUAUACAAUAUUCAGACUAUAAAAUACUUGGUACAUUUGAGAAAGUGUACUUUUAAUAGUCACACCAACCCUUCCCCAAUCCCUGCAGCUUUCCUGCUGAAUUAGGCUGCUGCUACCAAUAUUAUGUAGCAGCCAGCACAGCCUUAAGGCAGCAUGGGAACUAGGGAGUUAAAUGUUAGUUCUGGAUAGCAAGCCAACGGGAUGGGGGAGUGUAUUCUGUGUGGCACAGCAUAACAAUGGGAAAUGUGACUGCGUGCAGAACAGGUGGGAGGAGGGUUACAAGUGUGCACUGUUUGAGUUCCCAGUGUUUUGUGUGUGAGGGAGGGGUAAAUUGAGUGGGUACUGAGAGAAAUGUAUUGGUAUACUUUCACAUUUCUAAACUUCGACCUGUGUCAAGCUGACUUCUCUUGUAGGUUAACAACCGCUUGCAACUGUCAACCUCUCAAUCACAGCCUUUUUGCAGCCUUCCACAGACCUUUUGACUGGGAGAGGUCCCAUGUCAGCUACUUUGUUUGAGAAUCAAAUAUUAACAAGGGGGCCUGCAGAGAAGCAUUGUGCUGUGGAGUGCUUCUGUUCAGGAUUAGAGCAAGCCGGCCAAGCCCUCUUUCAAGAUACUCCAUUUCAUCUACCCCUUCCCUCCUAGUUUUCUGGUUUCCCUCCACCUCCAGCAUUCUGUGUCCAUUUAACAUGCUAAAUCAUUGGUCUGUUUCAGGAUUUCCCCUCCCUGACUCCAUCUGCACUACUACAUGGCUUCCCCCCUGUCAGGGAACUGCCAUCAGUGCCGGAGGGAGAGAGCAAAAUCCAGAGGGAUUCCAGAGAGCGUCCUGGGAUUGGGAGAGGCAGCCCAUCUUCUGGGGAAGAGAAUCAGCGUAGCACCAGUGGAGAAGGGGGGCAGAUGGGGGAAGCGGCGAGGCGGUCCCAUGACUCCUUGCCGGGGACCAGCGAGGAGAGUAGGGGUCCUCCGCUGCCUACGCCCUCCUUGCGCAGAAGGCUUUCGUGCAGAGAGAGUAGGAGGAGACUAGGCGUCAAAGAGCUUCUUUGCUGGAAGAAGUUUAAGAAACGCCCACUGACGGAUUCUGCCAGCGAUUGAGACAGCCACGGGUGAGUGGCUGUCCGGACAGAAAAGGUUCACUCAGGCAACCCAGCCAGGUGUUUGCACCGGCUUACGCACGAGCAACCCCUAGAACCACUACACCCCCAAAGGAGCUUGGGAAAUGUAGUUUUUUAAGGGUGCUGAGAGUUGUUAGGAGACCCCUAUUCCCUUCACAGACAGAGCCAGAUUUAGAUGAAGAGAGCCCCCCCCAAUCCCCCACCCUCAUGACUAGAAGAAAAUGGAAGCGUUCAAAAUAAAAUUGAGUGAAGCGAAGGAUGAUGAUGGGUAUUUAAAAUUCUGCAAUUCUCAGUUUCUCCUCUAAAGGACAUAAGAUGUUAUUGUUAACUUUGGUUAACCAUGGUGAUUUUAAAAAAUGCAUAGAAUUAACACUAAAAACUUUUGCAAUUAUUGAACUUUGUAAACCUGUUGUGGAAUAAGCAUAUUUUUUUAGGAAAAUGAAGUUGUAAUGUUAUCCUUAAAAAAUUACCAUGAGUUUACAAAUUACUGCCUGGGAAGUGUAAAUAAUAUGAUCAUGAUUACCUGACAGCGUGACACAUUUAGAAACUACUUUAUGCUGUCAUUACAAAGUUAGUUUUAAAAUGGAAGUAAACUACAACCAUCAAAUACAGUAAGGGUAAAUGUUUUCUCCCUAGCCUUCCUUAAAACAAAAUCACCCAAAACUUCAUCAAAAUUUGUCUGUCUGUCACUUUCAAUGUACAGAAUGCUCAGUGCGGACAACCUCUCUUGAGAAUCACAAAGUUACGGUUAUCAGAAUUGUUUAACAGUCAUUUCCAGAGAAUUCUGGGAACUGUAGCUGCGGUGGAAAUAGGGAUCUCCUAGCAACUCUCAGCACCCUUUGCAAACUUUGUAGAUGUAUAGUCAGCCUUAUAAUAAAUUAAAGCUUGUUACCUUGAAGCACUACUCCUGAGAGGAGUAUAUCGGCCUCACUAAUCCAGAAAGGAGUAAGCUUGCACAUACAGCACAUAUGCACCAUCCUGCUGCAUUGCAUUAAGAGGGUGGCAUAAUGAGUGCAGCAAAGAGCUGUCAAUGCACUGUACAUACCCGUUCAGGAUUUAAAUGUAUUCACUUAUUUAUUUUAAAGAUUUCCAGCCUUCAUUACAACAAAGUUCCCACAGCAGCUUUCACUGUCAGAAUACAGUUCUGAGUAAUGGGGGAACUCUGGAAAAAGUUCCACUGAAAAUAACUUUGUCUACUCAGAUGCAAGUCCUACUGAGCUCCAUGGGACAUGGGGUGCAAGGCUGAGCAGACCUGGCUUUUGUCUGGAAAAUGCCAAUUAUGUGCUGUACCAUGCACUCUAGGGUAAAUUCAAUUUUCCCAGGGUAGGUGACCACCCCACUCCCCCUGCUUGCUACUGGUGGUUGUAUGUAUAUAUGUAUGUAUAUAUUUCCUACCUUUCUCCCAGAACCAGGAUUCAAGGCGGCUCACAAAAAUUAACACAGAAAGCUAGAAACCUACCAUAGAUUAUAGUCAAAAUGCAAUUAAACUAUAACAAAAUUUAAAAAUACAAAAGCAAGUCUAUUAAAGUAUGGCUAACAACAGUGCCACACUAUUAAAAGCUUUUUCUUUAAAAAAAAUAACCAGCCAGUUCCUCAAAGUCUGUCAGAAUAAAACCGUCUUCACAUGCUGGCGAAAGGACAGCAAGGAGGGAGCCAGUCUAGCUUAUCAAGGAAAGGAGUUCCAAAGUCUGGGAGCAGAAACUGAGGUGGCUGCAGUUUCCUCUGUAAGAUUCCCUGGGCUCCUUUGGGAGGAAGUGUUGCAUAUAUUAUUAUUAUUAUUAUUAUUAUUAUUAUUAUUAUUAUACAUAAUUGUUCUGUAUCAGCUAGCAAGCUACCAUGGACAGCUAUAAAGAAUUGAACGUGAAACUACAUAGAGUUACUUCCCGUAUGUUAAUAUAAAGAGUAGCUUUAAUGAGCAUGCAGAUCACAGCCAUAACCUCUUUGAACUUGUGAAUUUCCUCACCCCCACCCUCCAAGAUGGUUUUAAAAGGUUGAAAUCCACCCACAGUUUAAACACCUCAAAUACAUAUCAUGUUCAAAGCUUCAGAGAUAGCAAGUGCUCUGUAUAAUAUUUGCUUUCUUUAAUUCCAGGUCACCAGAAAAAGAGAUGGGUUCUACAGAGCGAGAAAUUGUGGUCUGGGUUUGUCAGGAAGAGAAAAUUGUUAGUGGAUUGACAAAGCGCACAACUUGCACUCAAGUAAUUGAAGCUCUGCUUGAGGAACAUCAAGCCACCUAUGCAGAAAAGAAGUUUCUUUUUGGACAGCCCAAGGAUUACUGCAUCAUAGAAAAAUGGAGAGGUUCUGAGAGGGUCCUUCCACCUCUCACUAAAAUGCUGAGACUCUGGAAAGCCUGGGGGGAAGAGCAGCCUAAUUUGCACUUUGUCUUGGUCAAGGCAGAUGCCUUCCCCCCAUUUCCAUUGUGGAGGACAGCUGAAGCCAAGCUCGUACCAAAUCUUGAAAAACCCUGGGACCUGAGCCCGGCCAAUUACAUGAAGAUGUUGCCAGUGGACAAGCAAAAGAGGAUUGUUAGGAAAACCUUCCGAAAGCUGGCCAAACUUAAACAAGAAGGAGUCCUGCAAGAGAGGGACAACAUAGAGACUCUCAUCCACUUGAUCCUUUCUCAGGACCACACCAUUCACCAGCAAAUCAACAGAAUGAAGGAACUGGAUCUAGAAAUCGAACAGUGUGAAGCCAAAUUUCAUCUAGAUCAGCUUGAAGGUGAUGGAGGAAAUUAUGUGCAGGAGUCUUAUUUAAUGGCGACAUCCAGUGAUGCUGAAGAAGAAACAGACAUGCCUCACAGCAGCCAGCAGAUGCCAGAAAGCUCAGGCAAAGGAGAGGGGUUGUUACAAGUGGAAGAAGGACUAAAGCACCACAAAGAGCUUAUUGAAAAGCUCUCUGCGGAAAUUGAACGAGAGGUUAAUGACACUGGAAGAAAUGGAGACAUGUGGACAGAGGAACUGCCUAAGGAGGAAAUGGAGAGUUCCGAUGUAGGAAGUGUCAAAAACGAAUUGGAGAAAAGCAUGAAAGAUGCCUUAAGGAUCCAUUCUCAACUAAACUGCAUCCAGCAGGAGUUAAAAUAUAGGGACCUGAUGCUUCAAAAGAAGGAAAAGGAGUAUGAACUGAUUGUGGAAGAGCUUAAUGCUUUGCAUGCUAAGCCCAAAAGUGAAAUCAGGCACACACCUAAUGAGGAACAAGCAAAGGACAGUGAAAUUUCCACCAAGAGUUUUACAGGGACUGAUCUCCUUCACAAAGUGACUAGUUUAGACAUAAAUGAUACAGACUCUGAUACUGGAAUCAGUUCCACUCACAGUCAGGACUCGGAAACAGCAAUAGGGGAGACUUUGCUGUUGUCUACAUAGCUGAAAACUGUCCUUGUUUUACUGAGAACAAAUUAGUAAUAUAUAAUGCCCUGGAGAAACAUUAGGAUGAGGUAGAUAAGUGGUAUCUUCUUAAGGGGCCAAGUUCUGGUGGCAUAAGAGCUUCCGAGUUAGAGAACUCCUUGUCAUAGAAAUAAAAAUUAUAGCUGAUUCUCAUAUGUUCUAAAUUUACUGAUAGAAAUAAUUUAGUCCGUUCAGCCUAAUAGCAAAGUUCCUGUAGGACAGUUCAGAGGCAUUUAAUAAAAAAAAAAACCAAAUAGACUUUGAUGGCGAUGAACUGAAAUCUUAAUCUAAAUCAGGAAAAGCAGUUACCCUAUGGAUUAUACAGCAUACAUUUGUACAUCAUCUGUUUGUACACCAGUUUUCCGUGAAGUAUUGUUUCUCAGUAUUUUACAUACAGCCCACUGCCAAUGCAUUAUAACAUCUCUGGUGAUGAUAACCUUGUUCACUGCACCAUAUAAAAGACCAGUGUGAACAUCAUAUUAUACAUGUUAUAACCUUUGAAAGCUCUUCCCUGCCCUGUGUGCAGAGCAAAGCUGACAAACGUAGGGUUAGGCCUAGCCAUAGAAGGGGGAAAGGGAAUUAUUUGAUGAACCACAAACUCCAUAUACAAUGUACUUGGGACUUUGUUAUGCACAAAACAAUAUUUAGGAGUCUCCACAACUUUGAGUUGCAGUAGCUUCUUAUGAGCACCUUUACCCAUUGUUUGCUUCUGAAAAAUUGGUCUUCCAUCUCUCUGAAGCUGAUGCACAUUUUACAGAUCUUUCCUCCAUAUUAUUCAACUGAAGAGUAAAUGAAGCUUUACAUAACAAAAAUGAAUAGGUUUUACACUGCCACAGGACGAAAUAAGACCUGGGACCCUUUAUUUGGUAUAUUGCUUAUUGUUACUGCAAACGUCCAACAAAAUGUAUCCAAUAUCAAGGUCCUGGGCAUGAAGACAUAGACAAGAAUGAAUUUCGUUAGCUCCUGAACUGAUAUUUUAGACCAGGCCUGUCAAAAUGUUAGACCCAGGCUUCAAGCAGUAUGUAUGCCAUCUGUUAAAAAAAAACUGGUCGGCUACUGUACAUGGCUGCCAGAUGAAACACCUGUGUGAGAAGCCUGCUUUUAGACAACAACAAAAUAGAAAUAUUUAGAAUGCCUAAACAGAAGCUAUAUUCAUUGCAUUCUAAUUGGGAUGUUUGUUUGUUUUCAAAAUGGCUGGAAAAAGACACUUGAUAAAACCUUUCUAAAAAAUAUGGUUUGGUUUUAAUUUGUAUUGCUUAUGUUAUUGUAAUCCACCCCAGAACCUUAAGGUGAAGGUUGGUUAAUAAAUCUAAUAAUAAUAGCUUGACAAGGAAAACCUUUUUCUGAAUUCUUCAGGCUACGGUCAGGAUGUUAUGAAGAGAUUUUUCAUAUAGAAUUUUUAGUUGACUGCCUUUUUUAAAAAAAUGUGGCUGUAUUGUUUGACAUGAUAUUAAAUGCUUUAUUAUUGAGCUUUCUAAGCUAUCAUUUCUUAAUGGAAACAGAUAAAUUACUGGCCAGCUAUCAUAGAUUUGUAGUAAUUUAUUAACGCUUCUGAACAUUUUAUUUUUUUAUUUUUUUGCAAUUUGCAAUGUAAUUCUCAAAUCUCAAAUAUUAAGAACAGGUUAAUAUCUCUCAUUAGUUUGUUGUCUGAUGUAUUCCUGCAGUUUAUGUUUAUAUAUUCGGGUCUUUCAUGUUGUACAAGCUGCAGUUUGUUAGUUCUUCUUGCCCUCACAUUGUGAUAAUUAACUUUGUAGACUUCUUUGACUGAGUAAAUUUCACCUACACUUAAGGACUGAUUUUUACUCCCCAUGCACACUUCUUUGCAAUUUUUAGAGUUAAUACGUUCUUGAUUUUGGGAGGUGCAGGGUGAUAGACAUUGGGACUUUCUUCAGUGAAUACUGCAAUGAGGGACAGGGAACCUGUGGCUCUGAAAAUGUAGUGUACAGCUCCCACCAUCCCUGACAGUUGAGCAUAAUGGUAUUUUGAGUCAAAAUGUCUGGAGGGCCACAAGUUCCCCAUCCCCAUGGAAAGAAAUAGGACAAACUUUCACAUACAGACUCUUCUACAUCUCAUUUUUUUGCCAAUUACUUUUUAUUGCUUUUCAAAAAAAUUAACAAAUUAAUAUCAAAUUAAUUCAAAUUUAAUGUAAAAGUUGAUUCUCACCCCGCUUCCAUGAUGUUUCCUUCCCUCCCUACAUCUACUUUUUUGUUGUUGUUCUAGCAUGUGUUAAAAUGUUCUUGUUGGCUGGGUCAACCAAUUUAACAUUGUCAUCCCUUCUCUACCUUUCUUGUGAGUCUUUGUCAGGCUUCCUCAACCUCAGCCCUCCAGAUGUUUUUGGCCUACAACUCCCAGGACCAGUGGUCAGGGAUGAUGGGUAUUGUAGGCCAAAAACAUCUGGAGGACUGAGGUUGAGGAAGCUUAGUCUUUGUAUUUGUUCAUUACUUGUGGAAUAGGGAGCAGCCACACUAGAGUUAUGCAAAUAAACAACCUAACCUGCAACCAGAUAUUGCCAAGGUGUGCUCCUCUGGGAAGAGUGUGAGACAAGACUAAAAAAAAAGUAGUGUGCUCCUCUGGGAAGAGUGUGAGACAUGACUAAAAAAAAAGUAGGCAGAAGGGUAUCUGCAUCUACUUCACAGCCGUUGUCUCUCAAUACACUGGAAUCCGGUAAUACCUAAGGUAGCUUUGUACUUUUCAUGAAAGUAGCAACAGAGGAGGAAUGAAGAACUUGUUCUUCCUCAUCCCCUGCAACCAAGAGAUGUGUAAUUCUUGCCUUUGUGCAAAACUGGAAAACUGGGAACAGUGAUUGAAAGAAACAUGGGUAACCCAUGCUUUCAUGGUGAUAUCGAGCUAUCACCAAACAUCUAUCUGAAUAGGCCAUGCAACAAUGAAUUUACCAGGGCUUACUCCCAAAGCUUAAGUUUGCAGACUUGGCAUGUAACUUUGCAUUCUGAUUUCAGUAUGCCUGAGUGGUGAUUAAGUCGCUAGACUCUGCCCUUCUAACACACAAUGUGAAAGUAAACUUUGUCUGGGACUCACUUCUACAUGAUCAUCCUUGUCCAACAACUCUGGUGUAUUCCAAGUGGUCAUAUGUACAUCACAGAGUUUUAGGUCAAGGGAAUGAGUUUUUCAGGAAUGGAACAGGCGAGAUUUAUUCUGCAACUUAAUUCUGUAAAAAAUAAAUUAGUGUGUUAGGCUUCUCAUGAACGAUCUGUUCUCAUAAAGUGACAGAGGAUCCUCAACUGCUGUGAUGGUGGCAAUGUACCAAGUUAGGUGAGACACAGGCCCCAAUCCAAUAGAAGUUAGCUGGGCUGAAAUCCCAUUGGAAUCAACAGAUCUUGACUUCAGCAUGACUAACAUGCCUCGUUAAUGCUAAUGGGAAUUAAGUGCAUAUAACUUUAGUUUGUUCAGGGCCAGAGGCUGAAAUCUCUCAACUAAUAAUCAUUUAUUGUUGUCUGUAUUCUCCUAUAGUAACAUGUACAAAAUAACUUCUUAAGCUCUAUCACUAUAUGUCUCCAGAUUAAAGAGAGAUGUUUAAAUUAAAAUAUUUAUGGUAACUGACAGAUCAUUUAACAGGUCUUUUUUAUCUAGACGACUGCCUCAUAACUUAACUUAAUUAACAUUCAGUUGCAUAGAAAUGUACAUGGGCAGUAAUUACAGUUGCGCUAUAUGUGUUUUUGAAAAUAAAGUGAAGUUG
Podarcis lilfordi (Lilford's wall lizard) is the source of this 38201-nucleotide messenger RNA. The record is from the annotation of a GenBank genome assembly. Lineage: Eukaryota; Metazoa; Chordata; Lepidosauria; Squamata; Lacertidae.